AUGCCGGUGAUGAAAGGGUUGCUGGCCCCGCAGAACACCUUCCUCGACAACAUCGCCAACAGGUUCGACGGGACACACAGCAACUUCCUCUUAGCCAAUGCUCAGGUGCAUCGCGGCUUCCCCAUUGUCUACUGUUCGGACGGAUUCUGUGACCUCACUGGGUUUGCUCGGACGGAAGUCAUGCAGAAGACCUGCAGCUGCCGUUUCCUCUAUGGCAGUGAGACCAGCGAGGUGGUUAUGCAACGCAUUGAGAAGGUGUUGGAGGGGAAGCAGGAAUACCAAACUGAAGUCUGCUUCUACAAGAAGGGUGGAACAGCCUUUUGGUGCCUGCUGGAUAUUGUGCCGAUCAAGAACGAGAAAGGCGAAGUGGUUCUUUUCCUCUUCUCCUUCAAGGACAUCACUGAGAACCACGGGAGGAGCCACCCCACUGAAAAAAAGGAUGAAAAGCACAGAUGUAAGAAGGCAGGGAGUUCCCAUUUGCGGGCAGCCAGGAAACAAGGCCGUACAGCUCUGCACCAUCUUGCCAGCCAGUUCACCAAGAAGGAUCGGACAGAGAUGAAGAUUAACAGCGACGUCUUUGAAAACAAGCCCUCGGUGCCAGAGUACAAAAUAGCUUCGGUACAGAAGUCACGCUUCAUUCUUCUUCACUACAGCAUCUUCAAGGCUUUGUGGGACUGGCUUAUUCUCCUGGCCACUUUCUAUGUGGCUGUGACUGUUCCAUACAACGUUUGCUUUACCGACUCAGAUGACAGUUUGGCGACCGCUCGCAGCACCAUCGUCAGUGAUAUUGUCGUAGAGAUGCUUUUCAUUGUUGACAUCAUCUUGAACUUCCGGACCACAUAUGUCAGCCAGUCUGGCCAGGUAGUCUAUGACAGCCGGUCCAUCUGCCUCCACUAUGUGGCCACAUGGUUCUUUGUGGACUUGAUUGCAGCCUUGCCCUUUGACCUCCUCUAUGCCUUCAAUGUCCCAGUGACCUAUCUGGUGCACUUGCUGAAGACGGUGCGCCUCCUGCGUUUGCUUCGUCUACUCCAGAAACUGGACCGCUACUCGCAGUACAGUGCCAUGGUCCUCACAUUGCUCAUGUCCAUGUUUGCCCUCUUGGCACACUGGAUGGCCUGCAUCUGGUAUGUCAUUGGCCGGAAAGAGAGCCACGACCCGGUGACCUGGGACAUUGGCUGGCUGCACGAACUGGGCAAGCGGAUAGAAGCCCCGUACCUCAACAGCUCCGUAGGUGGGCCAUCCCUUCGCAGCGCCUACAUCGCUUCGCUGUACUUUACCCUCAGCAGCUUGACCAGUGUGGGCUUUGGGAAUGUCUGCGCCAACACGGAUGCUGAGAAAAUCUUCUCUAUCUGUACCAUGCUCAUUGGUGCUCUGAUGCAUGCUGUGGUCUUUGGCAAUGUGACAGCCAUCAUUCAGCGCAUGUAUUCACGGCGCUCCCUCUACCACACUCGCAUGAAAGACCUAAAGGAUUUCAUCCGUGUCCACCGCCUUCCCCAACAACUCAAACAACGUAUGCUGGAAUACUUCCAGACCACAUGGUCUGUCAACAACGGCAUUGAUGCUAAUGAGCUCCUGCGUGACUUCCCGGAUGAACUGCGAGCAGACAUCGCCAUGCACCUAAACAAAGACAUCUUGCAGCUGCCGCUUUUUGAGAGCGCCAGCCGAGGCUGCCUGCGCGCCCUUUCCUUGCACAUUAAAACCUCUUUCUGUGCUCCUGGAGAAUACCUCCUCCGCCAAGGGGAUGCCCUGCAAGCCAAUUACUUUGUCUGCUCUGGUUCCCUUGAAGUCCUCAAGGACAACAUUGUGCUGGCCAUUUUGGGUAAAGGGGAUCUCAUUGGUGCCGAUCUGCCCGGCAAAGAUCAAGUGAUCAAGACCAACGCGGAUGUCAAGGCACUGACUUACUGCGACCUCCAGUACAUCAGCCUGCGUGGGCUCUUCGAGGUGCUGGAGCUGUACCCUGAGUAUUCUGCCAAGUUCAUGGCCGACAUCCACCAGGACCUCACCUUCAACCUGCGCGAGGGCAGCGAGAUCGAGGGACUUCUCCGAUUCUCCAGAUCCCCUCGUUUAUCCCAGCCUCGUCCUGAAAGUGGUGCUGCCCCUGAGAAGCCCCUGCCCUCCAUCCAGGAGUACAGUGAGGACUCUGAGGACUUCUUCCAGCCCUCACCAGCCACCAUCACUCGCCGUAAACUCCUGCUGCCCAACCUCAACAGCCCUGUGAGGCGGGGCUCCCUCAGCAGCUUGCUUGGGGAUGACCUUCGCCAGUUCUCAGCCCUGCGGCGAACUUGUCGGUCCCCGGCUCGCGGCAGCCAGGGCCGUAGCCCCUCACCACGCUGCCGCCGGGAGGAACAUCUCUCUGACAGUGAGGGCAGCAGUGGCCGGAAGCCUGGCAAACUCCUCAUUCCUUCCCUUGUGAACUAUGGGCCCCCAAACCUCAGCCCCAGAGUUGUCGAUGGAAUUGAAGACGACGGUGGGUCAUCAGAAACACAAACCUUUAGUUUCAACGUGGAUCAGCCCCGACAGAGCUCAGCACAAGAGUAUCCAGUGUCAGGGAUGGAACCAGCCAACCCCAUAUUAGUUGCAGAAUCUGAAGAAAUAAAGCAGAGCAUCAGGAAGCUCAAUCAAGAGAUCAGCAACCUGAACCAAGAAGUCUCCCACCUGAGCCAGGAGCUGCAACUUUUGAUGGGCCUCCUUCAGAACCAGUUUUCUGCUCUAUCCUCUUCUUCGUCUGCCUCGACUUGUCCCCAUAACAGCGCCCAGACCUCCCACUCCCUGCCUCCUGUAAGUAGGCAACCAGUUCACCUGCCUUCAUCUCAGGCCUCGGUUUCUGUGCCGGCAUCUAGCCUUCCUGUCUCCUCAAGCUCAGACUUUUCCUCCUUCUCCACCUCCUUGCCUUCUGUCGCCACCCCAUGCGUGGAACAUUUGGCAUCCCAGGAGCGGCUGUGUUGCACCUCCUGUGAUCCUGCAAGCCCCUCUCAUCAAUUCCAUUUGCCUCAGAUGGACAUUGGGCAAGGCAGCCACAGCGGGCAGACAGCCAAAAUGACUCCUUCUCUUUCAAGCUCACCCAUACUAUGUCCAGUGACCUCUCUUUCUCCAAGGAACUCAUUUUCUAGCUGCUCAGGACAGGGCUGCCCUCCAACGCGCUUCCAUUUCCGAUCAAGUUCGGAGACCUUUCACUGA
Messenger RNA from Eublepharis macularius, 3177 nucleotides. RefSeq names its product potassium voltage-gated channel subfamily H member 4 (gene KCNH4). Bases 1 to 3177 code for a protein of 1058 amino acids. Lineage: Eukaryota; Metazoa; Chordata; Lepidosauria; Squamata; Eublepharidae. Gene Ontology annotation, cellular component: membrane. The transcript is spliced from 16 exons. Gene Ontology annotation, biological process: regulation of membrane potential; potassium ion transmembrane transport. The record is from RefSeq and is a predicted model, not a curated record. Gene Ontology annotation, molecular function: voltage-gated potassium channel activity.